Messenger RNA from Parascedosporium putredinis, 2499 nucleotides. The record is from the annotation of a GenBank genome assembly. NCBI's taxonomy places the organism in Eukaryota, Fungi, Ascomycota, Sordariomycetes, Microascales, Microascaceae.
AUGCCCAAACCUGAGCACCUGCACCCGACAUGGCAAUCCGCCGCCGCCUCCGCCAGCGCCAGCGCCAGCGCCUCCCACGCCCUCGACGGCCCUGACGACUCCAACCUCCGCCUCCUCUCCCGCUCCCCCACCCCUAUCACCGCCAGAGCUUCGAGCUCCCCACCCAACCCACCGCUUCAAUCAUGCGGCUGGCCGACCGCGCGCCGUCGUGCUCACGCCGCCCGACGACGAGGAGGAGGACGGCACGACGUCGAGCUCGCGCGGCACCGAGGCCGACGACGAGCACUUCCUCAGGGCCUACCCGCACCCCGCGCCAAGCCGCACAAGGGCCUGCGAGGCCGAAACGAGGCCUUGUCCGGCGCGUCCACCCCGCUCCUAUCCCCCACAAUCCCGCACCACCACGUCGAGGAGCUCGGCGAAAAGUUGCCCCAGGCCAUCCAGGGCGACCGACGGCUCGGCACGGAUAGGGUUCGCCAGGCCCGCCACGUUGCCAGGAGAUAUGUCGAGGUUGCUUUGCUGGCGGGGCUCGGCAUGAUGGUGCUCUCAAAUCGCAGUGUGCAGCCUCUAAGGAAACUGUGGCUUCCAGAAUGCAUCGUCGCCCUAUCUCUUUUUGGCAUCCUUAUUGCCCUAUACCCCCUGCGAUUGAUGAUGUGGGCCCUUGUCCAUCGUUCUCCAACACGGAGAAUCUCCCUCAAAGUCCCCGUGCAAUUCGACCCUGCUCCUCUCUUAUACCCUCAAACCAUUACAGUUCUCACCGCCUUCCUCCUCGCGAGCGGCAAUCCGAGCCUCGUUUUACCCAAUAUCAUGCUCUGUCUCUGCUCUAUCCCGGAGCAACUUAUACCAUUUACGUUCUCCGACCAAUGCUUUAAUACUGUGCACUGGGUCCUUACUUGUGUUCCCCUUUUCUACGCAACGUCCCGGGGUGCCCCUUACAUACCCGCCGAAGACCCGGCCUGGUCCCUCGUGGACUCUCACCAUAUCGCGCCGGGGAUCGCCGUCCUUCUCUAUCCCCUUCACAAAUGCCUGCGCCAAGUACUCCACCACCUCACAACCACGAGUCUUCUCCCGGCCGAGCUCGAGCUUUUCUCAAUCGCCCUCAUUAACCUUUUACUCUUAACCUCAUCUCCCCAAAUGAGAAUUCUCAAGGCGCUCUUAUGGAUUGGCGGGCUGUGUGUGCUCGUCUCGUGCGGUAGGGUCAUCAUCUGGGGAAUAGCGUUGGCCCGGGUGCCCAAGUGGCGGUUCAAGCGCGAGGCCCUGCAGCCUGCCCAACCCCGCUUUGCCAGACUGAUGCGCCAACUCCUUUGGCGGAAGCAGUCUUUAAACAAAGCGGGUGUUAAUGGUCGGGUCCAGAUGGCUCCUAGUUCGGCCUCCAUUCGGCCUUGGCCAUCUUCCGACGACGAAGAAGUAAACUCGCCGUCGGCAAAGCAUAGAGUUCCGUCGCCGUUUGCCGUGAACCGAGACGUGCCCCUCGACGCCGAAGAGGCUACUCUGCUAGCCAGUGCCGAGGCUGCGGAACCGGCUGCCAACCAGCGGGUCUCAUUACGAAGAAACACAUUCCCCUUUGCGCCUGUCGCGACCCGAGUCCGAAAAGCCGCCCUGAGGAAGUGGAUUUAUGCGGGCUACGUCUAUGCAUGCAUCAUCGGCAUCGUUCUCCUCGGUAUCCGAAGUUAUAUUUCACGUUUUGCCCUCGACGGGGCCGAGGCCAUUGGCUGGGCCCUGGGGUAUCUCUUGGGCAACAUCAACUGGUUUCGGUUCCAGGUGGUUAGCGAAAACCUGGACCACUGGGUCCGUUUGCCUCCUCGCCCCGACGCUGGGCCCGGUCAGUUCUGCCAUCAGGGUUGGGUGCAGCACAUACGCCUCGAAACCUUUGGCGGAGCCAACACGAGACUCUUGAUUCUCGGCUACUGGUUCAUAAUCCUUGUCUUUGGGCUCGUCAUUGUAUACCGCCUAAAGGAUAUUUACGAAGUGGAUACCCGUCGCAAGGUCUUCCACUUCAUGAUGGUGGGCAUGCUCUUGCCGGCAACCUACGUGGACCCGGCGUUUGCGGCGCUGGCCCUGUCGGCGGCGCUUGCGUCCUUCCUCAUACUCGACCUGCUGCGCGCAAGCCAGCUACCGCCCCUGUCGAAGCCCAUUGCCAAUUUCCUCGCCCCGUACGUUGACGGGCGCGACUUUCGCGGGCCUGUCGUCAUCUCGCACAUCUUUCUGCUCAUCGGCUGCGCCAUCGCUGUGGCUGACACUGGCUUCUCUCCCGCCAUGGUCUCGGGCGUCAUCUGCGUCGGGCUCGGCGACGCGGCGGCCUCGCUCAUCGCCAGCGCGUGGCUGCGCGUGGGCCGGUGGCCCGUCACGGGCGGAGCGCCGCUCGGCUGGCUGGCCGAGGUACGCAACGCCGGAGUGUGCGCCUCCGCGGCGAGCUUGACGGAGGCGGUGCUCACCGGCGGCAAUGACAAUGUCAUUGUGCCGAUUGUACUAUGGACUUGCGUCAAGAGCUUGGGGGUUUAA